Messenger RNA from Beta vulgaris subsp. vulgaris (sugar beet), 1284 nucleotides. RefSeq lists its product as uncharacterized. The record is from RefSeq and is a predicted model, not a curated record. The transcript has 2 exons. The coding region runs from base 1 to 1284 and encodes 427 amino acids. NCBI's taxonomy places the organism in Eukaryota, Viridiplantae, Streptophyta, Magnoliopsida, Caryophyllales, Amaranthaceae.
AUGUUGCCGAAACAUUUAUCUGGUAGUGAAAAAAGAAAGAAAAGAAAACAAAGAGAGGAGUUAGAAGAGUCACAAAGGGGAGCUCUUAAUAAAUACUUUAAGAAAAAAGUAGGAGAACCUUCGGAGCGGGUAAAUCUAGAUAAUCAGGGUCAAAAUAAUGAAAAUUCAAAUGAUUAUGCUACUAAUGUGAAUGAAAAUAAUGAGGAUAUUCCUAAUGUGGGUGAUCCUAAUCAUGUACCAAAUGAGUCUAGUGUUGAAGAUGUUGGGGUUGAUACACACUUUGUUCCUCCUUUGGAUAUUUAUGAUCCUAGAAAUUGGGGUGUUCUUGAUAACAAGUCUAGAGAUAUUUUAGUUGAGAAAGGACCUAUAAGAGAACUAAAUCUAAAAUUUCCCUUAGAUGGUAAGUCUAGGCAUUUUUCAUAUGCUUAUUUUUCUAGAAAAAUGAGUAAUGGAGAGAGUCGUGAUAGAAAAUGGUUGGUCUACUCUAAACACGUGGAUAAAGUAUAUUGUUUUUGUUGUAAAUUAUUCACAAAGCAAAAUAAAACGAGCUCUCUAGCAACUGAUGGAUUGAGUGAUUGGAAGCAUUUGAGUGAAAGACUUAAAGAACAUGAGAAUAGUGUUGAUCAUAUGACUAACAUGAAUGUUUGGACUGAAUUAAGAGUAAGAUUAAAGACUAAUCAAACGCUUGAUAAAGACUUGCAACAAGGAAUUUCAAAGGAGAAAGAACGAUGGAGACAAGUCUUAGUAAGAAUAAUUUCGGUAGUUAAAUGUCUUGCUAAAAAUAAUUUAGCUUUUCGAGGAUCGAAUGAGAAAAUUUAUGAGGAGAGUAAUGGCAACUUUUUGGGAUUAAUUGAAAUGAUUGCUGAAUUUGAUUUGCCAAUGCAAGACCAUCUUAGGCGUAUUCAGAACGAAGAAGUUCAUUAUCAUUAUCUUGGUCAUAAAAUUCAAAAUGAGUUAAUCUCUCUAUUGGCCCAUAGUAUUAGAACUUCUAUCAUAAGACUCAUUAAAGAGGCAAAAUAUGUCUCAAUUAUUCUUGAUUGUACCCCUGAUGUAAGUCACCAAGAACAAAUGACUCUGAUAGUACGAUGUGUUAAUAUGUCGAGUGACAAAAUAAAAAUAGAGGAGUACUUUUUAGAAUUCUUAAGGGUGGAUGAUACAUCCGGACUUGGGCUUUUUAAUGAAUUAGUAGAUGCAUUAAGGUCUCUUGAGCUUAAUAUUGAUGAUGUGAGGGGGCAAGGAUAUGAUAAUGGUUCUAAUAUGAAAGGAAAACAUCAAGGUGUCUAG